AUGCGCAAACCGUGACGUAGCUACUUUUAAAAAUGCUUUGACCGGCAGAGAUUAUAAACGAGCCAAUCCGAAAAACUUCCUGUUUUUCGUCACAAAAACCCUUCAGUAUCGAGCUUUGAAUAAACGUUUGAAGUCUGCGUCAGAGACUACUUCAAUUUGUAGACGCACUAUUGUCACGACUUACCGUACGUCUUGGGUGACUUGUUUCGACUGUGCUUGGGAGCAGUCCUUCCUGUUAAUGGCCCACGUGUAACAAACAGUGCUCCACAGAAUUAUAUAGAGCUUGUCACAGGAAAAUCAACAUUGAUUUAAUUUCAGACGAUGGGUGGAUACGUAGUUGUGUUGUUGACCGUUGUAGUUUGUUUAGCCCCGACUUCAACCUGUCAAAACGAAAGCAAGCUGCCGUGUCGGCUGAAUGCUAAGGGAUCAAGCAAUUUGAGUAAUGGAGAAAAAAAGCAAGCAGCUGUUCUCCAGCGGAAAUACGUAGAAUGUAUGCUGAUCAGCCAAGAGUCUGGAGUGAAGUUUACGUUUGACAUCAACUUGGCUCUAGAUGCGGCUGAAGUUGAUAACAAUACUUUAGUUGGUGUGAGUGUCACAUUUUUGUGCCCAUCAUCAAUUGAGCUCGAUUUCAUCAACCCGCAAAACACUGCCAACAAAAAUAUUUUGCUAGCUCUGUUUUUCCGGGGCGCCUGCAAAGUUUAGACGCGAAACCUUGUCGCCUUUGCCAAGGCAACUGAUUUCCGAACAAUGCGUUUGAAAGGAAAGAAUACGAAAUGAUCGAGUGUAUCCACUUUGACAAAUUUAACUCAUGGAAGUGAGAGCCAUGUAAGAGACUUCAGAGAAAUUACGUUUAUCACAGCUCUCAACAGUCUGCCUGAAAACAUCCCUCGUAUGCUCACUGAUACCAAGAACGUCUGGCCAAACAUGGCUGAAAUCUACUUUGAGGAUACGCCGAUUAAAGAGAUUCCAGAACAAUGGAAGAUUACAAUGCCUCUCUUGCAAGGGCUUUACUUGGUAAAGUGCAAUUUGACAAAACCUCCAGAAUUUCCUUGGAAUAACUCCACCCUAGAACUCUACCGUGAAUUGGGAAGAACAGACGAUUCCGAGCAAUAUUUCCCAGUUGAACUGCAAAGCAACCUUUAUGUCCGCGGACUGUAUCUAGGCUAUAACAACAUUGAGGACUUAACUUCUCAUGAGUUUCGCGGAUUCUUGCAUGUCCUAAGCCUUCGAGAAAACGGUUUAAAGGCAAUUGGAUCGUCAUGUUUUCGCAACUUAAAAGGAAUUCAAACGAUUGACCUCUUAAAAAAUAACUUGGCUUCGCUACCUCAAAAUCUGUUUCAAGGUUUACCUUCCUUGCUAAACAUUAUUCUUGGAUUCAACAACUUGACGGUCAUUCACCAAAAUAUAUUUAAAGGGCUGAGAAAGAUCAAGAGGAUUGCUCUAGACCGUAACAACCUACAUUCUAUUCCAACGGGUUGUUUAGUUCAUUUAACGUUUGAAAAUCUUGACAAGGCGUUAGAUGAAUAUCCCAUACCGCUGAAUGACCCGAUUAAAAGCGGGAAACAGCUGAUAGUUCUCGAUUUGUCCAACAACAACAUCACCAAAUUAGUAGAUUACGAUGGACUGAACAGGAUAAAACAGGACGAGGAAAUCUCUCCUGUGCAGCCACCUCAAGCCAAAUAUACUUAUCUCUGGAAAGCAUACCUAAUCAAUUUGAGUGGAAAUCCGACAAAUCGAUUAAUAAGAGAAGAUCAAUGGGUGCGGAGAGAGACUGAGCUUGAAGAUCGCAAUUGCCCCACAGAAUGCACCUGCCGGAAACGCUGCUCCAAUGGAAUAAUAGUCGUUAAUUGCGCGGGAAAAAAUCUUGCAGAAGUACCAAACUUAAUGCCACGAGGUCUUAUUGAAUUGAACUUGAUGAGCAAUGACAUCCGGGAUAUUCCAGCAUUUCCUUAUUUGGAAAACGUGACUGUUCUGAAAAUGACAAACAACAAAGUUGAGCGGCUGAAGGCCUCCACUGUGGAGAAAUUAAAACGUGUCGAGAUUCUGCUCAUUGAUGCUAAUAACCUGACAACUCUACCCAGGGAAAUUGAAUCUCUGAAUUUUACAACGUUGGCGUUGGAGCAAAACUUGUUUAAAUGCGACUGUACGACUAAAUGGAUGAAGCACUGGCUGGUGAAGAAUAGACGUCGAAUACGAAACAUCGAAAAGGUGUUUUGUAACUCGGAGCAUGCUCUUGGCCGAGCAAUUUACAGUUUACCGGACGACGAGUUCAUCUGUGCUACCAUUAAGGAAAAGAACACAGGAAAGACAGUACCUAUAGGAACCAUAGCUGCCUGUACCCUUGGUGGUCUGCUAGCUUUAAUACUGAUUGUUGGUAUUGUUUUGUACAAAUAUUAUAGAGAAGUCAAAGUCUUCAUGUACACCCACUUCAACUGGCACCCGUUUGAUCGCAUUGAUGACUCGGAUCCAAAUAAGAUAUACGACGCCUUUAUAUCGUUCAGCGGGAAUGACUUCGACUGGGUGAAGACCACGUUACAAGAACGACUAGAAAAUCAC
Orbicella faveolata is the source of this 2556-nucleotide messenger RNA. Its product is annotated as slit homolog 2 protein-like. NCBI's taxonomy places the organism in Eukaryota, Metazoa, Cnidaria, Anthozoa, Scleractinia, Merulinidae. The record is from RefSeq and is a predicted model, not a curated record.